Molecule: messenger RNA, 1628 nt
Organism: Lycium ferocissimum
Lineage: Eukaryota; Viridiplantae; Streptophyta; Magnoliopsida; Solanales; Solanaceae
Product: elongator complex protein 4
Exons: 9
Coding region: 175-1260 (361 amino acids)
Biological process (GO): tRNA wobble uridine modification
Cellular component (GO): elongator holoenzyme complex; transcription elongation factor complex; cytoplasm
Source: RefSeq, a predicted model, not a curated record
UUAAAAAAAAAAAAAAAAAAACCAGAGGGAGUAUAUUAUAAACUUUGUAAAGUUCCAAAGACACUAUUUAACUUUGCCGCUCUAAACUCGUAUUAACUCCCCAAAUUUUCAGGGUAAAUCAAAGAAGCCGAAGUUCUAAUAGCGCAAUCACUUAGUUGAUCUAUAAGAAGUUUCAUGGCUUCAAGUAGGCCCCGUGCCAGCAGUUUUUCUCGAAACAUAUCUAGUGCAGCUACAUCUCAGAUUCCUGGAGUUAAGCUUGGUCCAAAUGGCACAUCAUUUCUUUCAUCAGGCAUACCAGAUCUUGACCAGAUUUUGGGCGGUGGCUUUACCUUGGGAAGCCUAGUCAUGAUUAUGGAAGACCCUGAGGCACCUCAUCAUAUGCUUUUACUGAGAAAUUUCAUGUCUCAGGGCCUGAUUCACAAACAACCCCUACUUUAUGCUAGCCCAGAAAAAGAUCCCCGAGGCUUUCUUGGAACUUUGCCUAGUCCAAUGGCUUCUAAGGAGGAAAAGUCUCAUGAACGGCCAGCAGAACAGGACGCGAAUUUAAGAAUCGCUUGGCAAUAUAAGAAGUACUUUGGGGAACAAAAUUCGGAGGUCCAAAGAGGUGGGAAAGCUGAAUACUGCAAUGACUUUGACUUGCGAAAGCCCCUAGAAAGGCACUUCUAUAGUGGGCAGCGGGUUGAUUGCAUUAGUCUUCGAGAUUCUCCGAAUCUAGCCCCUCUACUUGAACGUUGUUCAACCUUCUCAGCUCAAAUAUCAAAAUCUGAUGGAAACAUCAUAUGUGCCGGUCGUAUUGCUAUUCAGUCACUAUGUUCACCUCAGUGCGACUUCUCUGACAAGGAUUGGGAUAUGCUAUCUUUUAUAAGAUCGUUAAAAGGUAUGGUUCGAUCUUCGGGUGCAGUUGCGGUCAUAUCCUUUCCACCCUCACUUGUCUCACUGACCUUUUUAAAGAGAUGGCAGCAUCUGGCUGAUACCUUGAUAUCUGUCAAAGCUAUUCCUGAUGAGGACAAGGAAUUGGCAAAACUCUUAACUGGUUACCAAGACAUGCUGGGCCUUCUGAGUGUACAUAAAGUUGCUCGCAUAAAUACACAGGUCCCUGCAAUUCUGGAAGCCACAACAUUCUCAAUGAAGCUGCGAAAACGAAGGGCAUUGGUUUUAGAAUGCCUUAAUCAAGCCCCAGUUGAUGGUUCAAGUGGAAGUUCGUAUGGUACUUCUGGUAGUUGUUCUGGAAGUUCUAAGACAGGGAACCUGGACUUCUAGAUGAUAUAUAAGCGUGUGGCUCCAACUUCUGACAACCUAAUUCAUGCUCCUGCAAAUGCUGGAUUUGCUGGUCUGUACUUGGGUCACAUCAAAGCUGGAUCUAGCAAAUAUUCUUAUGUUUCUGUUACACAGUCUGAACUUUGUCAGUGAAAGCCGUUCAAAAAGAGGAUUGCCAGGACCCGUAGUUCUUCUCACUGUAUUAUAGGUUCAUAGUGUUUUACAGUAGCAAGAUUUAGUUUACAAUUAUGACCUUGAUUCGCUAGGCUGUGCUGACCGAGUGCUUUGUGUUUAUCUGUACUACAAAUUUUUUAGGAAAUUGUAUUGAAGGAUAUGUCAUUAUAGUAACUUAUUUGAAGCAGUUUUCUUGA